Lagenorhynchus albirostris (white-beaked dolphin) is the source of this 1497-nucleotide messenger RNA. It is a transcript of the gene FSCN3, whose product is annotated as fascin actin-bundling protein 3. Gene Ontology annotation, cellular component: growth cone; microvillus; cytoplasm. The transcript has 6 exons. Gene Ontology annotation, biological process: cell migration; establishment or maintenance of cell polarity; actin filament bundle assembly. Bases 1 to 1497 code for a protein of 498 amino acids. Gene Ontology annotation, molecular function: protein-macromolecule adaptor activity; actin filament binding. NCBI's taxonomy places the organism in Eukaryota, Metazoa, Chordata, Mammalia, Artiodactyla, Delphinidae. The record is from RefSeq and is a predicted model, not a curated record.
AUGGAUGAAGUGGAGUGGAUGCCAAGACAACCCAAGGCCAAGGACCUAAGGGUUGGGCUCAUCAGCUGGGCGGGAUCCUACCUCACUUUUGAGACAUAUAAGAAUACUGUCACUGCUACUGCAAAGGGUUUGGGCCGGAGACAGACCUGGGAGAUCCUGGUGAGCAGUAAGCAUGACACACAGGCUGUGGUACGACUAAGAAGCUUGCAGGGCUUCUACCUUCUGUGCGAGGCGGAUGGUUCUCUGUGCUAUGGCCGGCCGAGGACGAGCCAUCAUGGAUGCUUCCUAAUCCACUUCCACCGCAGUGGCAAAUGGACCCUCCAGUGCCUCAUCAGUGGUCGUUAUCUGGAAUCUGAUGGCAAGGAUGUUUUCUGCACCUCCCGGACCCUCUCAGCUUACCACAUGUGGACCCCCCGGCCAGCGCUGCAUGUCCACGUGAUCCUCUACAGCCCCCUCAACCACUGCUAUGCCCGGGCUGACCCCACCAUGGGCCGAGUCUGGGUGGACGCACCAGUUCCCUGCCUGAAGGAAUGUGGCUUCCUGUUGCAUUUCCAAGAUGGAUGCUACCACCUGGAGACCUCUGCACACACCUUCUUGUCCCACUUAGACGGUCUGGUCUCCCAACCCUCAACACAGACAGCUUUCCACAUGCAAGUGCGGCCUGGAGGGUUUGUGGCGCUGAGUGAUGGAGAAGGAGGCAUGUUGUAUCCACAGGGCACACGCCUGCUCCUGAGCCUGGGCUCUGAUCCCCAUGGGGGCGAGGAGUGGCUCAUCCUACAGCACUGCCCUACCUGGGUCAGCCUCAGGUCCACGACUCAGAAGUUUCUCACCGUUGUCUAUGACGUGGAUGUGUGUGCCGCCUCUGAGCAGGUAACCCCAAUGUCCUUGUUCCAGUUUGAAUGUGACAACAAGAGCCCUACCUUGCAGCUUCGUUCAGCCAAUGGCUGCUACCUAGCCCAGAGGCGCCAUAGGACAGUGAUGGCUGAUGGGCACCAGCUGGAGGCUGAAACCUUCUUUCGUAUGUACUGGCACCAUGGCAGGAUCAUCCUGCAGUCUCCCAGUGGAUGCUUCUUGGGCAUCGCAGCCAAUGGCCUGCUGGUGGCCAGUGCCACCAUUCCAGGCCCAAAUGAGGAAUUUGGGAUUCAAUUGGCCAACCGCCCCUUCCUCGCCUUGAGGGGACGGUAUGGGUAUGUGGGUACCUCGUCACGACACGACCUCCUGCAGUGCAAUAUGGAUCAGCCCGACUGCAUUUACCUGCUGCCCUGCCGCCAGGGCAUCUACCACUUCCAGGCACAGGGUGGGUCCUUCUGGUCAAUAACACCCUUUGGCACUUUUCGCCCUUGGGGAAAGUUUGCCUUCAACUUCGGUAUAGAGCUUCAGGGCAGCAACUUGCUCACAGUGCUUGCACCCAAUGGCUUCUACAUGCGAUCUGACCGAAGUGGCACCCUGUUGGCAGACAGCACAGACAUUACCAAAGAGUGUGUUUGGGAAUUCUAG